Acanthosepion pharaonis is the source of this 4362-nucleotide messenger RNA. The record is from the annotation of a GenBank genome assembly. Lineage: Eukaryota; Metazoa; Mollusca; Cephalopoda; Sepiida; Sepiidae.
AUGCUGAAAGUUACCUACCUCUUUCUAUCUAUCUAUCUAUCUAUCUAUCUAUCUAUCUAUCUAUCUAUCUGUGCCUGUUCUUAUCUAUCUAUCUAUCUAUCUAUCUUAUGUAAUUCUAUAAAUAUACACCUUUAUCUAUCUAUCUAUCUUUCUAACUAUCUAUCUAUCUAUUUAUCUAUCUAUCUGCUCAACGCCAUCUUUCGUCAUACAUCUAUCUUUCUCUGUCUCAUGCUUUCUUUCUCUUUCACCAUCUCUCUUCUUUACAUUUUCUAUUUCUUUCUCUCGCACACUUUGUCUGCGUCCGUCCUGCACACUGCUAUUUUCCCCCAUCCUCUUUCAUCAGGUUCCGGCUUUUUCAUUCGCCUCCUUUCUCUUCUUCCUUUUUGUCUCUCCCUCCUUUUGUUCAUUGCUUUUUCGUUUCUUUGCACCCUUUCUUUUAUUUUCCCAUCUUCUUUCCACCCCUUUCUUCCUCUAUUUUUCCCAUCUUUCUUCCUCUAUUUUCCCGUCUUCUUUCUUUUCUUUCUUCUUUUCCUGUUUUUCUUUCUUCAUCUUCUUCCUCUAUUUUCCGUUUUUCCCAUUUUCUUCUUUCUGCACCCAUUUUCUUCCUCUAUUUUCUCAUCUUCUUCCUGCACCCUUUUCUUCCUCUAUUUUCCGUCUUUUUCUGCACCCCUUUCUUUCUUCUUUUUGCACCCCUUUCUUCCUCUAUUUUUCAUUUUCCUCUAUUUUCCCGUCUUCUUCCUGCACCCCUUUCUUCCUCUAUUUUCCCGUCUUCUUUCUGCACCCCUUUCUUCCUCUAUUUUCCCGUCUUCUUUCUGCACCCCUUUCUUCCUCUAUUUUUCUUCUUCCUGUACCCCUUUCUUCCUCUAUUUUCCCGUCUUCUUUCUGCACCCCCUUCCUCUAUUUUCUUCUUCUAUUUUCCCGUCUUCUUUCUGCACCCCUUUCUUCCUCUAUUUUCCCGUCUUCUUUCUGCAACUUUUUCCUCAUUUUCCCGUCUUCUUUCUACCCCUUUCUUCCUCUAUUUCCCCCUUCUUCUUUCUUCUUCCUCUAUUUUCCUGUCUUCUUUCUUUUCUUUUCUAUUUUCCUCUUAUUUUCCUUUCUUCUUCUUUCUGCACCCCUUUCUUCCUCUAUUUUUUCUUCUUCUUCCCUCUUCUUUCUAUUUUCCCCCUUUUCUUUUUUCUUCCUCCUAUUUUCCCAUCUUUUCCCAUCUUCUUCCUGUCUUCUUUCUACACCUUUCUUCCUCUAUUUUCCGUCUUCUUUUCUCACCCCUUUCUUUCUAUUUUCCCGUCUUCUUCCCUUUCUUCCUCUAUUUUCCCCGUCUUUUUUUCUUUCUUCCUCUAUUUUCCCGUCUUCUUCUUUUUUUCUUAUUAUUUUCCCAUCUUCUUUCUGCACCCCUUUCUUCCUCUAUUUUUCUUCAUCUUCUUUUUUCUUUUUUUUCUUCCUCUAUUUUUUUUUCUUCCUGCACCCCUUUUUUAUCUUUUCCUGCAUCCUUUCUUCUUCUAUUUUCUCUUCGUUUCUGCACCCCUUUCUUCCUCUAUUUUCCCGUCUUCUUUCUGCACCCCUUUCUUCCUCUAUUUUCGUUUUCUUUCUGUUCUUCUCUGUCUUCUUCCUGCCCCUUUCUUCCUCUAUUUUCCCAUCUUCGUCUUCUUUCUUCCCUAUUUUUUCUUCUUUCUACCCCUUUUUCCCAUCUUCUUUCUGCCUUUCCCCUAUUUUCCCCUUCUUUCUGCACCUUUUUUCCCGUCUUCUUUCUGCACCCUUUCUUCCUCUAUUUUUUUCCCUGCACCCCUUUCUCUUUAUUUUCCCAUCUUCUUUCCUUUCUUCCUCUAUUUUCUCUUCUUCUAUUUUCCUGCACCCCUUUCUUCCCCUUUCUUUCUGCACCCCUUUCUUCUAUUUUCCCAUCUUCUUUCUUCUUUCUAUUUUCCCGUCUUCUUUGCACCCCUUCUUCCUCUAUUUUUCAUCUUAUUUCUUCCUAUUUGCUUCUUUCUGCACCUUUUUCUUCCUAUUUUCCCCAUCUUUUCUUCCUCUAUUUUCCCGUCUUUUCCUGCCAAAAUUUCCCCUUUCUUCUUUCUUCUUUCCCCUUUCUUCCUCUAUUUUUCCCGUCUUCUUUUCUGCACCUUUUUCCCUAUUUUCCCAUCUUCUUUCUGCACCCCUUUCUUCCUCUAUUUUCCCGUCUUCUUCCUGCACCCUUUCUUCCCCUAUUUUCCAUCUUCUUCUUUCUGCCCUUUUUUUCCAUUUUCCCUUCUUUCUGCACCCCUUUCUUCCUCUAUUUUCCCCUUUCUUUUCUUCUAUUUUCCCGUCUUCUUUCUAUUUUCCCAUCUUCCCCUUUCUUCCUCUAUUUUCUCAUCUUCUUUCUGCACCCUUUCUUCCUCUAUUUUUCUUCUGCACCCUUUUCCUCUAUUUUCCCAUCUUCUUUUCUUCCUCUAUUUUCCCGUCUUCUUUCUGCACCCCUUUCUUCCUCUAUUUUCCCAUCUUCUUUCUGCACCCCUUUCUUCCUCUAUUUUCCCAUCUUCUUUCUGCACCCCUUUCUUCCUCUAUUUUCCCAUCUUCUUUCUGCACCCCUUUCUUCCUCUAUUUUCGUCUUCUUUCUGCACCCUAUUUUCCCUAUUUUCCAUCUUCUUUCUGCACCCCUUCUUCCUCUAUUUCCCAUCUUCUUUCACCCCUUUCUCCUCUAUUUUCCCGUCUUCUUCCUGUACCCCUUUCUUCCUCUAUUUUUCUUCCUGUUUUCUUUCUGCACCCCGUCUUUUCUUUCUUCCUAUUUUCCCAUCUUCUUUCUGCACCCUUUCUUCCUCUAUUUUCUCAUCUUCUUUCACCCCUUUCUUCCUCUAUUUUCCCGUCUUCCUUUCUUCCUCCUUUCUAUCCAUCUUCCCUUUCUUUCUCUAUUUUCCCAUCUUCUUUCUGCCCUUUCUUCCUCUAUUUUCUUCUAUUUUUGCACCCCCGUCUUCUUUCUGCACCCCUUUCUUCCUCUAUUUUCUUCUUCUUUCUAUUCUUCCCGUUUCCAUCUUUUCUGCACCCCUUUCUUCCUCUAUUUUCCCAUCUUCUUUCUGCACCCUUUCUUCCCUCUAUUUUCCCAUCCUCUAUUUUCCUCCCAUCUUCUUUCUGCACCCCUUUCUUCCUCUAUUUUAUUUUCCCAUCUUCUUUCUGCUUAAGCCCUUUUGCACCCCUUUCUUCCUCUAUUUUCCCUAUUUUCUUCUUAUUUUCCCGUCUUCUCUUUUUCCCAUCUUCUUUCUUUUCUUCUUCUAUUUUCCCAUCUUCUUUCUGCACCCCUUUCUUCCUCUAUUUUCCCCUGUCUUCUUCCUGUACCCCUUUUCUAUUUUCUGUCUUCUUUCUAUUUUCCCAUCUUUUUUCUUUCUUCUUCUAUUUUUCCCGUCUUCCUGCACCCUUUCUUUCUAUUUUCCAUCUUCUUUCUUUCAAUUUUCCCGUCUUCUUUCUGCACCCCUUUCUUCCUCUAUUUUCCCAUCUUCUUUCUGCACCCCUUUCUUCCUCUAUUUUCCCGUCUUCUUUCUGCACCCCUUUCUUCCUCUAUUUUCCCAUCUUCUUUCUGCACCCCUUUCUUCCUCUAUUUUCCCGUCUUCUUUCUGCACCCUUUCCCCUCUUUUUCCCAUCUUCUUUCUAUUUUCCUAUUUUCCCGUCUUCUUUCUUUGCACUAUUUUCCCAUCUUCUUUUCUGCACCCUUUUUUAUUUUCCCGUCUUCUUUCUCUACCCCUUUCUUCCUCUAUUUUCCCAUCUUCUUUCUGCACCCUUUUUUCUAUUUUCCCUCUUCUUCCUUCCUUUCUUUCUAUUUUUCCUUCUAUUUUCCCGUCUUCUUUCUUCUUUCUUCCUCUACCCCUCUUCUUUCCCUUUCUUUCUAUUUUCCCGUCUUCUUCCUGUGCAAAUUUUCUUUCUAUUUUUCCCAUCUUCUUUCUGCACCCUUUCUUCCUCUAUUUUUUCCCAUCUUCUUUCUGUACCCUUCCUUUAUUUUCCCCCCUUUUCUUCUUCUAUUUUCCCGUCAAUUGCACCCUUUCAUCCUCUAUUUUCCCAUCUUCUUUCGUUUUCUUUUUCUUUCUCAAUUUUUCAUCCUGCAUCGUUUUCUUUUUGAAGCCCUCUUUUUUUUCUUUUUCUUUUUCUUUUUCUCUCUCCUUCCUUCUAUCUGUAAGUCAUUCUUUUUUGCAUUCUCCUUCUUUAUUUCUUUCAAUUUUUCCCCGUCUCUCAGGAUCUGAUCCUAUCUAUUGCAUUUGUGAACCGGCCAAAUUUUUGCUUCCGUCAUUCGGCCACAGUCACGAAACCCCUGUCCAUAUUUAUUCUUCCGACACGAGGGGAAACGUGUCAGAAGACAUCACUCAUCUUGGACAGAGAAUUCUUCAAGAGCCCAGAGAAGUUCAGUUAUGA